AUGAUAAACGCAGUCCUCGUCUUCAAUAACGCUGGUCAGCCGCGUCUGACCAAAUUCUACACGCAACUGGAAACUUCUGUUCAACAGCGACUGAUCUCCGAGAUCUUUACACUUGUCUCGAAUCGGCCUUCGGGCUCAUGUAACUUCCUCCCCCUGCCGCCACUUCUUGCCAGCUCUGGCACCUCCCACACCUCUUCCUCCGAACACAACGAUACCCCAUCCCUCGUAACCUACCGGCACUAUGCUACACUGUACUUCAUCAUAAUCAGCACAUCUACGGAAUCCCCGCUAGCACUCAUUGACUUGAUACAAGUGUACGUCGAAGCUCUAGACCGCUUGUUCGAAAAUGUCUGCGAGCUAGACUUGAUCUUUAAUUUCGAAACACUUCACACAACGCUAAGCGAGAUGAUAGUGGGCGGGGUAGUGAUAGAGACGCAGCUGGAGAAAGUGGUUGAGGGUGUUAAAGCACAAGGAAAGGUAGCCAAACGCCCAGUCAAUGAGGGCCGAGGAGGAGGGGGACUAGGCAUGUCAAUGGGCGGCAAUUUUGUCGGCUGGGCAGGGAGGUAG
Molecule: messenger RNA, 567 nt
Organism: Glarea lozoyensis ATCC 20868
Lineage: Eukaryota; Fungi; Ascomycota; Leotiomycetes; Helotiales; Helotiaceae
Product: SNARE-like protein
Exons: 2
Coding region: 1-567 (188 amino acids)
Biological process (GO): protein transport; vesicle-mediated transport
Cellular component (GO): intracellular membrane-bounded organelle
Source: RefSeq, a predicted model, not a curated record